Molecule: messenger RNA, 537 nt
Organism: Racocetra fulgida
Lineage: Eukaryota; Fungi; Glomeromycota; Glomeromycetes; Diversisporales; Gigasporaceae
Source: the annotation of a GenBank genome assembly
AUGAACAACAAUCCUUAUAUUACCAAAGAACUAUAUAAAGGAAUAGUUACAAAAUUACUUGAAGAACCAAAAACAAACCAACAAGUAAUAAUUAAAGAAAAAACCCACACAUUAGUAGUGGGAAACGAAACAAUCUUUAACGCAUUCCAAGCAUUCUUUACCAAAAAACUAAAAAGUAAAUUAGGAUUCUCAUCGCAAGAUAUAAUAAUAAUUGAAAGGAGAAGAGACCAAUUAUAUCAAAAAUUAUUAAAUAGAGGACAACACGAACUAGUAACAAUCACUACACAAAACACAAUAACUAUAUUUGAAAAAGAUCCAUUACCAAACUCACAAUCGGGAUACGUGGAAAAAGAAAUAAAUAUUCCACAAACACAAGAAAUAAACCGAUUAAUAACUAUUUCAGAAGAAGAAAUAGCAGCACUAAUAAUAUAUAGCCUAGAAACAAACAACAAAUCAAAAUACGAAACAGCAAUAACAGCAUUAGGACGACCAAAACAAACUAUUGAAUACUUAAUACAAGUGGCAAAACUAAGAUAA